AAAUGUUUAGAGUGCCUAAUUUCUACAUGGUAGAUGAUCCUCCAUCCGUAGAUCCAACCGUCAUUCGCGUCCUUAAAGAGAAAUUCCUCAUCAAUUUCCAAGAAGGGCCGCCAAUUGUAGUUGCAGUUGGCCCUUCAGGAAGAGUUGUCCAUCCUAAUGCAUUGCCCAUGAUUUGGACAUGGGGAUCUAAGGCCUUUCCUCUUACAUCCCAAAACGAGGAAUCCCUCCGGAACACCGAGACAUCCAAGAAGGUUGAGCUGCUCAUAAAAGACCUCGACGACAAAUUACUGAAAAUGGUUCAAGAAGGGAAAAAGUCUAUUUGCUUAUACGGAGGGGAUAACUUGGAGUGGAUUAUUCAGUUCGCCAGCAAAGCAAAAGAAGUUGUUAAAUAUACUUCCGUCUAUGUGGAACUGGAGAUGUUCUUUCUGGGGAAAAGCACAGACAGUGUGUCCAAAAUGGAGAUGAUAAUCCCAUAUAUCUAUUCAAAUAGACUGGUUUCCGAAUCUCCAAAGCUUUCCGGCGCCAAGGUGCUGUCAUUCUGGGAUAACCUCCAGCGCAUGCUACUCUCCAGGGCGCAAUAUCUUAGCAAGAAAAACAGUACUAGUGUUUAUGAUGAUGAAGUGCUGCAAGGGUUGGGGAAAUUGUUGGACAAGAGUGGACGUGAAGGAUGGGCGAUGUUCAUCAAAGGGAACCACAUAGCUUUGAUCGGAGACAAGGGUUUGAGCAUGACCACCCUGAAUGACUUUACAAAAUGGAAUAGAGAUGUAGUAGAACUGAGAGGUUUCGAGGGAAUAUUGAAAUAUCUCUGGGAAAGCCUUGAAGCUGUUAGCCCUUCUGAUCGCCCAUGUUGCCACCUGCACUUCCAGCAUGAAUUGAGUGAUGAGAUGGUAGAGAACAUCAAGUGUCCAGAGUGUCAUCGGAGAUUGGGGAAGUCCACUGCUUUCUUAUGCCACAAUUCCCCGAUGAGUAAAAUAGCUAUGUACAUGCCAAGAUAUAUAUGAGUAUGAUGGUGAAGAAAUGUAAUUGGCUACUAAACUUUAAAAAACUCUCUAUUUGUGAAAAUAAAAAUAAAAAUACAAUUUGCACAUGUUAUUGCC
Messenger RNA from Ipomoea triloba (trilobed morning glory), 1097 nucleotides. RefSeq names its product protein SIEVE ELEMENT OCCLUSION B-like. Gene Ontology annotation, biological process: phloem development. The transcript is spliced from 2 exons. Bases 3 to 1001 code for a protein of 332 amino acids. Lineage: Eukaryota; Viridiplantae; Streptophyta; Magnoliopsida; Solanales; Convolvulaceae. The record is from RefSeq and is a predicted model, not a curated record.